This is a messenger RNA of Hydatigera taeniaeformis, 396 nucleotides long. The record is from the annotation of a GenBank genome assembly. Lineage: Eukaryota; Metazoa; Platyhelminthes; Cestoda; Cyclophyllidea; Taeniidae.
AUGAAAGUGCGAAAGCGGUAUCCCCUACCCAGCUGCAUCCGUGGUUUAGCUCCGACAGGUAGCCUUCAGACUGCAUUGCCAUCAGGUCCAACGCCUAAUGCACCUGUUAAGUUCACGACUGGAGGCGACGACACAGAUGAAAUUGUUAUUUUCAAAGCUGAAGCUGAGAUGGCUAGCUUUACCUCCUUCCUAAUUCUCCUUCUCAAUUAUUGGCAAGGCCUGUUACAGCAGCUCAAAUGCGUUUUAUCGUCCUGCGGUGCAAAGUGCUUCUCCAAGCUCGUUGCACUCUACAACGAUCUGUCUGCGGGCCAUGAGGAGACGGUGGAUCACCUCCUCGGUCUGUGUAAACGCGACCAACUGGAUGAUGCGGUCUCCCUUGAGGCCUUGAUUUCUUCG